AUGCCGCUCUCACCAUUGUCAGAGAGCGAGUCUCCUCUCCACAAUAAUACCAAUGGAGAUACAUAUGUCAAUCCUUUUGAAAUUUCGGACGAUAUUUCUUCGCCAGAUCCUCAUACAACAAUCGAACCGGACGAUGUUGAUCUUUCGACCCCUGAUACCAUUAAAACUCAAGCCAAAGCGAAAAGUCCAAUUCCUAAAAGCACAACUACCAUUAAUAUUGAGCAAACGCCAAUACCCGUUUCAGGAUCGAUUGGUCAACAACCCAGGCCUUACGCUAGCGAUACUCUUGACGAGCCAGUUUCAGAAACCAUUCUUCGUGAUUUGAGGAAUGUGGCAAUUAAGUUACAACAAGUUCUUCAUCCAAAAGGACGGGAUUUAUGGGGUCCAUUGAUUCUUUGUUUAGCUUUAGCCAUAAUGUUGAGCUUUGCACAUAAAGAUCAACAAGUUAUGGUUUUCACCAGUGUAUUUGUCAUCGUUUGGUGUGGAUCUGCUAUUGUGACGAUAAACGCCAAAUUACUAAGAGGCACUGUUUCAUUUUUCCAGAGCGUUUGUGUUCUAGGUUAUUGUAUUUUUCCAUUAGUGCUCGUUGCGUUUGUAAACAUUUUUGUAAGCAAAAUUUAUAUAAGGCUGCCACUUGUAAUUAUUGCAUUCGGAUGGUCAUCAUACGCAUCUGUAAACUUCCUCUCCGCUUCACAUUUAGCAAAUCGUCGAGCAUUGGCCGUAUACCCUCUCUUCUUAUUUUAUUUCGUUAUUGGGUGGAUGGUAUUAAUAUCUUAA
Molecule: messenger RNA, 777 nt
Organism: Funneliformis mosseae
Lineage: Eukaryota; Fungi; Glomeromycota; Glomeromycetes; Glomerales; Glomeraceae
Source: the annotation of a GenBank genome assembly